GAUUCGUUGGAUAUAUCAAGUUUAUUUGUUGCUUUUACGGUUUAUGACUGAAGAUAGUCGCAAUAUUAAACGCGGUCUAAUGAGCUUAGGAUUCUUUAUGAUAACAUCGUGUACUUUGGCAAUUAUGUAUUCUGGUAUUAGUGGACUCACUCAGACCUCAGUACAAGAUAUUGGUGGCUCAAUAUUCAUGCUUAGUACAGAAAUGAUAUUUACUUUCUCAUAUGGUGUGACAUACGUUUUUCCUGCCGCUUUACCUAUAAUGCGACGAGAAGUUGGUGAAGGCAUAUAUAGUACAUCAGCCUAUUAUAUGGCAGUGGUGUUAUCAUUCAUACCGAUGGCUUUCUUCAAAAGUUUUCUUUUCUUCUCGGUCGUCUAUGGUGCUGUCUAUUAUGCGCGUGGUUUUUUGCUAUUUUUAAAUAUGGGUUUGAUAUUGAGUCUUGCAGCUAUCGCUGCUACUGGUUAUGGUUUAUUUUUGUCCAGUUUUUUCGAAACUGAUACUAUGGCUUCAGAGUGUGCUGCACCAUUCGAUUUGAUCUUCUUAAUAUUUGGUGGUGCAUAUUAUAAUGUGGACUCUAUACCGAUAAUUAAAUAUUUAUCACUGUUUUUCUACUCUAAUGAAGCCUUAAUGUAUAAGUUUUGGAUAGAUGUUGAUGAAAUUGAUUGUCCGCAAAACUUGGAGCAUCCGUGCGUGAAAAAUGGUUAUGAAGUGCUGCAACGUGGUUCCUACAGAACUGCGGAUUAUACUUUUUGGUUGGAUUGCGUUGGUCUUAUAAGUGUAGCAGUUGUGUUCAAUAUUUUAGCAUUCCUUUUUAUACGAAAGUACGUCAGACGUAGUGGUUACUAUUAAGAGUUUGCUUAG
Molecule: messenger RNA, 859 nt
Organism: Teleopsis dalmanni
Lineage: Eukaryota; Metazoa; Arthropoda; Insecta; Diptera; Diopsidae
Product: protein brown-like
Exons: 3
Coding region: 44-847 (267 amino acids)
Cellular component (GO): plasma membrane
Molecular function (GO): ABC-type transporter activity
Source: RefSeq, a predicted model, not a curated record